This is a messenger RNA of Austrofundulus limnaeus, 2308 nucleotides long. It is a transcript of the gene ankrd33aa, whose product is annotated as ankyrin repeat domain 33Aa. The coding region runs from base 491 to 1843 and encodes 450 amino acids. Gene Ontology annotation, molecular function: protein binding. Lineage: Eukaryota; Metazoa; Chordata; Actinopteri; Cyprinodontiformes; Rivulidae. The transcript is spliced from 5 exons. The record is from RefSeq and is a predicted model, not a curated record.
GUUUUUUCUCUCACACAACAGACGGGCAGAUCUGAAGAGAGCCAGAGCAGAAUAACUCAACAAAACUGAGAGCAGAGCAGCAAGGUUGGUUUUGCUGUCGGUUUGUUUCUGUUUAAUCCUUAAAUCUUCAGUAAUCAGGAUGAGAGGGAGAGAGAGCACGUUGCCUGACUUAAGGACAACAUAAUCUAUGUUGGGGCCUGACUGAUGAGGCAACCUGAGUGGCCAGUAAAAAAAAAAAAAGAAAAAAGAACAUGAAGGGAAGGAAGGGAGGGAAGUUCCAGAGCUGGAAUCAGUUUGAGGAACUUAACCUGAACCUGUUCCGACUUUGUACAAACAAGAAGAGCAGAGGACAACCUGAGAGGAUGGGUUUGACAGCUGAGAGCAAAUCCAAAACAGAAGAGGACUGAGCCAUGCCUGGAGUUCAUAGGAUGUGUUGCUGUGCAGCAGUCCUGACACCCCCUGUGUGUGACCCCUGACUGGAAGGGUCCCGAUGGCGACCGCGAACGAYGACCCAGACCUGGGCGCUGGCCCGUCCGAGGACUCGGACGUUCUCCUGGAUGAUUCGGACAGCGAGAGUUUACUCUCUGAUGACUCUGUCUACCCCGUGUACGAAAGUCCCACAAAGUUCACGAGUCCAGCCAAGACUCUGUAUGAGGCCUGCGGGAGGAACGACCCUGAAACCCUGAGCAGCAUCAUGGAGAGAGGGGUCUGUAAAGAAGAGGCCAUGGAGCUGGACAUCAAUGGAAGGAAUGGGCUGAUGGUGGCAGUGACCAAAGGAUUUGUAGACAUCGUCACCCUCCUGCACAAAUGUCUGUUAAUAGACAUCAACCACCAGGACAAUGAUGGAAACACUGCACUCAUGAUCGCUGCACAGGCUGGCUUCGUCACGAUUCUUAACUACAUCCUUAACUAUUACCACGGUGUGGACACAGAGGUCAGAGACCCCCGCGGCUUCACGGCCCUCAUCAAAGCAGGCCUGCAGGGCCGAGAGGAGUGUGUGUCCGCCCUGCUGAUGCACGGUGCAGAUAUACAUGCAGUGGACCUGGUCCAAGGCAGGGGUCUUAAAGACUGGGUCCUUAGGACUGGAAGGUUUGAGACCCUGUCCAGAAUCCGGCGUCUGCAGAGUCGUUCUGUUGCCAAGCAGUUCUGUGAAAGCUACGAACCGGAGUGGCCUGAGCUGAAGCAGCUGGUGGAGAAGGCCUCUGCUCCCAAAUCAGCCAGUCAAAAACUGAGGCAGCGCUUAAAAGAAAGUCUCACUUUCAGAUUCCCACACGACCCUCAAGACAACGGUGUUAUGGACCAUGUGGUUCAGAUCACUACAAGCAUCCACAGUCCACUGGUUGCUACUGGCUGCCGCCCACUGUGUCCCACCAGUCCCCCAGAGAUUGGCAAGAGGCGGUUUGCCGUCCCCGAACUGCUCGAGAAGCACAGCAGCAAGGAGCUGGAGGAGAAGUCGGUGUCCCACAGCAACGGGUCCAUCACCUCGGCGUCUCCCACCGCUGUGUCGGCCACCUCUGUGUCCCUGGCCUCGUGCUGCCAGGAUCCAGGGCGCAGGGAGAGUCUGCCGUCGGGUGGCGUGAGGAGCUUCAUCCCUCGCAGCAUGGCGCACAGAAACAGCAUAUUCCCCUCGGGCUGCAUUCCCAAGAUUGAGGUGACAAGAUCUGGGGAUCCGACGCCAAAGAAGGAGAAAAAGAAGAAAAGUCAAAAGGGCUACUUGGAGCCGCCUGUUUGGAAGUACAAGCAGGCCAAAGAAGAGAAAAAGAAAGAAAAGAAAAAGCAGGCGGCGCAAAAAGACCAGGAGAAAAAACCUAAAGGGUCCAAAAAAUCGUCCAGCAAAACCUGAGUGGGUUGGCCUUUUGCCGUGGAAAACUUCACCGUGAUAAGACCACCCGUACAAGCUUUAUCUCUGCAGCCAGAUGGAACAGGAGAUAAAACCAUUGCAGAACAAAUGUUGGGAGCGAGCAAUGAACAAAACGAUAGAUGGAUUUGAACUUUUGCUCAGGAUAAAGUGAUAUCACUGAAAUAUUCUGAUGUUUUGGUGAGAUUUAACAUCUUAAAUUUCUGUGGUCUGAAUAUUGUUUGGGUUUAAAAAGAUUUAACACAGAUUUUUCUCUAAGCCAUAACGAGUCAGCCCACAGGCUUUUGCAGUGAUGUUAUAUUUUUAAAAAACAUUUUUGUGAAGCUCUUAUAACCCAUGUUCUGCAAACGUUUAAGGUAGCUUCAUGGUAUUUCACUUCAAAAUGACCAAAUAGCCAUUAGCCUAUACUGUUUAUAUAAUAAAUGUGCUGAAUGGCCUUCAGAAAAUGAA